AUGACGAGCAACCGUCAGCGCACCGACAUCGCCCCUGCCGCUGUCAUGGCCUCAUGCCACCGCACCCGCGUGCUGCCCGAGCUCUUCCAGCACAUUGCACUCUUCCUGCCCUCGUCGCUGGACAUGGCCUCGUUCCUCACCGCGCUGCCAGCGAGCCUGCGCACACCAGCGCUCGAGAGCUUGUACCAGCUCCACCGCGCCGUCGCCCAGAGCCGCCUCUACUUUCCCAAGUCGGACCCGACGUACCCGCGGCGCGUGCACCUCUGGCCCAACUUGGUGUUGCCGCGAUACAUUGCCGAGGCCGAGAUUGCCGUUUGGAUUGAAAAGGUCAUGGUGCUCUACCCGGUCGUCGAGGUGCAGCACGUGGCCGUGCCGCUGCCGUACCCGCUGCUACCGACCACCAAGCUUGCGUUCGACUACCCGAUCUACCCGCACGAGCUCGAGCUCGUCUUGCGUCACUGGAAGGACCGGGCGAUUUCGAUCCUGCUGCUCAUUUCCGACAAUGGGCAGCCGCACCGGGGCAUGACCAUGGACGCAACCAUCGACGUGAUCCUGCGCGCGCUGCAGUCGCUGCCCGCGCUGCGCCAGCUCGAGCUCUCGUGGUUUGGCGCGUCGAUGCCGCUCCGCUUUCCGCGCGUGCUCUACGCCAUGACGACAUCGCCGAUCACCAAGGUCGACUUUCGCGACUGCCAUGUCGAGUGGGACCAGGCCAUGGUCGUGACGCUUGCCCAUUGGCUCACGACCAAGCCGCUCGUGUCGCUGGUCUUGCCCAAAACCAGCAUGCACGUGGGCAGCCUGCCGCUGCUGCGCGCCGCGCUCUGGGCCUCGCGCACCUUGCGGUCGCUGUACGUCUCGCAGGCCAACGUCGUGCUCGAGCUGCUCAGCGCGCCGUUCCGCCUCCCGCCGACGCUGCAAUCGCUCACGCUCAAGCCGUGCCGGUACGUGGACCUCCCGACGCUUUUGGCGGCGCUCGACAAGAGCCAAUUGACGACGCUCCAGCUCGGCUUCGCGCCGGCGCCGCCCUUGACGUCAACGCCGGCCAUUGCGACGCUGCUCGAGGUGACGCUGCCGGGCAUGUCGCGCCUCACCAAGCUGCGCCUCGACCGCAUUCCGAUCUCGCCCGUCGGCAGCAACGCGCUGGCCAUCAUCCUGCCGCGCCUUGUCGAAAUCGUGCUCAAAGACAACGUCCUCCUCGACAUGGGCGUGCUUGUCCUCGUCUCGGCGCUGCCGCGCUGCAAGAAGCUCCAGAAGCUGCGCCUCUCCAAGCAAGGCUGUACCGACACAUCCGCGAUGGCCCUCGCACGGCUAUUGCCGCUUUGCCCCGAGCUGCGCGAGCUCGACUUGUCAGAAAACUGCAUCCAGUGCCCUGGCGCGAUGGCACUCAGCGCCGCGAUCGCGUGCCUCGACGACCUCUGUCUGAGCAGCAACGAGGUCGGGCCUGAUGGUGCUGUCGCGCUCGUGCAGGCCAUGGCGCAGAACGCUAGCACGGCGCUCAUGACGUGGCUCCUCCUCGACUUCAACCCGCUCGGAGAGGAAGGCGUUCUAUCGGUCAUCGACGUGGUCGCUGCGAGCGCGCAUCGCUUUGGCCACAUUGACCUCCGCUGCACGGUUGAAGACCCGAUUGAGAUCGCGACCUGCGAAGCCGCCAUCGAGGCCAUGCCGUACCACGAAUGGUGCUGGUGGGACGCCUAAAUGACGCCGCUGCAUCCUCUAAAUACAGAUCACGACUCGAUAUCGUCGUACCCUGCAACAGACACGCGCGUCCGCAUGUCACCGCCGCCGCUUCGUCGCCCGUUGCCGACGCGCUCGCCGCCACCCGCUUGCGCCCACUGGUAGGUCUAACCAUGAUGAACGAACCGUCCUUGCUCG
Messenger RNA from Saprolegnia parasitica CBS 223.65, 1869 nucleotides. RefSeq lists its product as hypothetical. Lineage: Eukaryota; Oomycota; Saprolegniomycetes; Saprolegniales; Saprolegniaceae. The transcript has a single exon. The record is from RefSeq and is a predicted model, not a curated record. Bases 1 to 1692 code for a protein of 563 amino acids. Gene Ontology annotation, molecular function: protein binding.